Messenger RNA from Penicillium concentricum, 259 nucleotides. Its product is annotated as translation machinery-associated protein 7. The record is from RefSeq and is a predicted model, not a curated record. The coding region runs from base 27 to 236 and encodes 69 amino acids. The transcript has 3 exons. Lineage: Eukaryota; Fungi; Ascomycota; Eurotiomycetes; Eurotiales; Aspergillaceae.
CUCCCCGUUAAUUUUAUUCAGACAAAAUGGGUGGUAUCGGCAGAGAAGGUGGCAAGGCCAAGCCCUUGAAGGCUGCCAAGAAGGAGAAGAAGGAGCUCGAUGAGGAUGAGCUCGCUCACCAGGCCAAGAUCAAGGCUGACGCCAAGGCCCGCAAGGACAUGCAGGAUGCUGCCAAGGGCAAGAAGGGUCCUCUCAACACCGGCCAGCAAGGCAUCAAGAAGUCCGGCAAGAAAUAAACGGAUCGCAUACCCCUCGACGG